UGAAUGGGUCAGUGACUUGGGUCGAGCCUCAGUUUUGGGCCAUUCGAGGUUCGUGAUGUGGGACACGGUCUUCCAACGCGUUACUACUUUUCCCCACAGGGAAAGUUCUGCAGGAACGCGUUGAGGGAAAGGGGAAAGAAAAUCCGGAGGCAUUACGGAAGGAUGGGAGAGAUAUUUAAUUACAGUCAUGACGCUAAAGGGAGUGGGAGGGAAAAGGGCCAAAUCGGCCACCAAUUUUCUGGCCUAGCGCGACCUUCUGGCCGAGUGCGCAGAGCGUCCCAAACGCGCCAAACGUGCCAAAUAAGCCAAAUAAGCCAAAUCAAGCCAAAUGAGCCCAACAUUCCCCGUCUUAGGAGUGGGAGGAAAAACGGCCAAAUCGGCCGCCAAUUUUCUGAACGAGCGGACCCACCAUUUGCGUCUUCAAUAGGGGUGGCCGGAAAAAGCGCUAGGCGUCGGCAGAUAGCUUCAGCAUCACAUUUGUCCGUUUUUUGGCCAAACUUUUCAGCACACGUGGGUAGGCACUCAUGGCUGAAAUUUCCUUUCCCUCCGAAGCGCCGACGCGCCAUUCUAUCGCUGUGGAUCUGUUUUGGACGUCUUCCCUGCCACAGGAGCGAACGAGCUGGCACAUGGAACGAAGCUUAUCACGUGAUGAAAUGUACCUGCAGAAGCGCGAGACCACUUUUCGGUGGGGCUUGGGGACGUGUUGGGCGGGCUACGCGACUGGACAAAUCUUGUCCUUGGAAGGAAUCCAAGCCUGGCGUGCAGCUUGCCUUCAGGGAGAAAAACAUCUGCGACUAGCCGUCGUUGUUUGGAGGGCCUUGCGCG
This is a messenger RNA of Ilyonectria robusta, 825 nucleotides long. RefSeq lists its product as uncharacterized. Bases 163 to 798 code for a protein of 211 amino acids. Lineage: Eukaryota; Fungi; Ascomycota; Sordariomycetes; Hypocreales; Nectriaceae. The transcript has a single exon. The record is from RefSeq and is a predicted model, not a curated record.